Messenger RNA from Onychostruthus taczanowskii (white-rumped snowfinch), 3765 nucleotides. RefSeq names its product cAMP responsive element binding protein 3 like 1 (gene CREB3L1). The transcript is spliced from 12 exons. Gene Ontology annotation, biological process: regulation of transcription by RNA polymerase II. The record is from RefSeq and is a predicted model, not a curated record. The coding region runs from base 59 to 1573 and encodes 504 amino acids. Gene Ontology annotation, molecular function: cAMP response element binding; DNA-binding transcription factor activity, RNA polymerase II-specific. Lineage: Eukaryota; Metazoa; Chordata; Aves; Passeriformes; Passeridae.
GCAGUGAGCCCGGCCGGCCGAGCGCGGGGGGCGGCCGAGCCCCGGCGCCGCGGGCACCAUGGACAGUAUCCUGGAGCCCUUCCCCGCCGAGCGGCUCUUCCCCGCCGCCGGCACAGGCUUCCUCGACUUCGGCGACUUCAGCGAGGCGGACUUUCUCAGCAAUGUGCAUUUCUCAGAAAACCUGGAUCACUUCUCAGAAAACAUGGAGGAUUUCUCCAAUGACCUCUUCAGCAGUUUCUUCGAUGACCCAGUACUGGCUGAGAAGAACCCUCUGCUGGACAUGGACCUGGACCCACCCACUCCAGGCAUCCAGGCAGAGCACAGCUAUUCCCUCAGUGGAGACUCUGCUCCCCAGAGCCCCCUUGUGCCUGUCAAGACUGAAGAUAAUGCUAACGAGCUGGAGAAUGGAGUGUGGUCACUGGGGCCCAAACUCUGCUCCAUCAUGGUGAAACAGGAACAGAACCUGCCUCUAGAGCUGCCUGAGUCCCAGCUACCUGCCAGCUCCAUACCAGUGCUGAACCUCAACCCUCUGCAGAGACUGCCACUCCCCGAGGAGGUUCCUAUAGAAAUGACUCCAGCACCUGUGAUCAAAGCUGAACCCAAAGAGAUGAACCAGUUUCUAAAUGUACCUACAGAUGACCUGGUGCAGAUGCCUCCAACUCCACCCAGCAGCCAUGGCAGUGACAGUGAUGGAUCUCAGAGCCCUCGGUCCCUGCCUCCCUCCAGCCCAGCCCGGCCUGCUGCUCGCUCUUCUACUGCCAUCUCCUCCUCACCUCUCCUCACAGCACCACAUAAGUUACAAGGAACCUCUGGCCCACUGCUCUUGACUGAAGAGGAGAAGCGCACCUUGAUCGCAGAGGGUUACCCCAUUCCUACCAAGCUGCCCCUCACCAAAGCAGAGGAGAAAGCACUGAAGAGGGUCAGGAGGAAAAUCAAGAACAAGAUCUCUGCUCAGGAGAGCCGCAGGAAGAAGAAAGAGUAUGUGGAAUGCCUAGAGAAAAAGGUAGAGACAUACACAACAGAAAACAAUGAACUCUGGAAAAAAGUGGAGACCUUAGAAAACGCAAACAGGACUCUGCUCCAGCAGUUACAGAAGCUUCAGGCUCUGGUAGCUGGGAAAGUCUCCAGACCUUAUAAAAUGGCUUCCACGCAGACUGGGACCUGUCUAAUGGUGCUGGCACUCUGCUUCGUUCUGAUCCUGGGAUCCCUGAUGCCCUGUCUCCCUGAAUUCUCUUCAGCAUCGCAGACAGUGAAAGCAACACCAGCACCAGACAUUUACACAUCUAGUAAGAUUCAGUCACGGAGCCUCCUUUUCUAUGAUGAGGGGGCUGGCUCCUUAGAAGAGAGCUAUAGCUCCUUCCUAACCAUGGACCAUCCUGAGGGGUGGGAGGCCAAAAAAAGGCAGUCUGAAGAAGGAAGGCCUCAUCUGGCCAGGACACAUGAGACGGCUAAAUAUCUGAGCAAAACCCAGGGGGGUCCUGCCCAGAACCAAACCAACCCAACUCUCAGCCACCUCAAAGAGCAAUUCCGUGAGAGGGAGACAAGCUCCAGUGAGACAACUGAAUUCUUGUAGCAGCUGCUGGACCUCAAGGCCUCAUCUGUCUGAUUGCAGGAUUCCCUCCUCACCAAGCAACUGAGGGGACUUGGCAGGAGAGGACACUGCAUUUAGACGCUCCUAAACUGGCCUUGGGUUCAGCUCCUCCCCUUCCCCAUCGUCCCCAUUAGUGCUGAUCUCUCUGAGGGGAGUCACAGGACUGCCAGAACCAGCAAUAAGUGUCUGGAGAAGCCCUGAGACUCCCUCUUCUCUGGCCUUACCUCCUGCUUAAAUGAGCACUACCCUAUGGAUGUGGGCUCACCUUGGAGAGGAGGGAGAUCAGGGGAAGCCCACAAACUAUUCAGCUCACUCCCCAAAGCCUCCAGACCAAGGGGGCUGUUCCCACAUGUGUACCCCUUGGCUACAUCAGAUGCACCUGAAGGAGAGAGAAAGUGCUGGAUUUACCGUCCUGCCUGAGGGUUUUAGGAGUGGGUGAAGCUGGUGCUGAAGAGAUGGCUCUGGAGAGUUUGAGCUCAUUCCUUGCCCUCCAUAUGUUAGUAUAUUUCUGCUUCCAUUGAGAGAAAACCUAGUUCUUCCUUGCUCUAGUUUUCUCUUGAUGGACAUGCCUACGUAACUUCAACACCAACUAUCUGCAAAGAUCUGCACACAAACGGAGUAGGGGAGAGAGAUCCCAGACAGAUAAAUCACCAUAAAAAUUAGCCAGCAGCUUCUGGGUAACCAGAGCUCUGAAAGAGAGAACAACUUUCCCUCAUAAUCCACUUCUCCCCACCCUUAGCACUCCUCUUUUGGCAGGGGUGGUAUUUUUCUUUCUGUUCCCAGCUUGGGCCCUACAGUGCAGUGCUAACCAGGUCAGUGGUCUUCUCACUUUCCAUUCUGCAAGCCUCCCCCUUUGAGAGUGAGUGAGAAAAACACAUUCGCAUAACCCAACCCCUAUCCCAGCUCUUCAUCCUUGAUUCUGCUUCAUGCCUAAUGGGUCUUCCUAGGAACCACCAAGGAGAGCUCUACAACCCAUUGGAGGGCUGUCAGAUUGUUCCCCUCACAUCCUCUGUGUGCACAAUAGUGUUGUAAAAGCCACUGAGGACAUACUGGCAUUUCUGAGACAGCUACAUCUGUCAUGAAAGAGGUGUUAUGUUGGAAUUGGCCAGGGUCACCAAAGACAUUUUUAGACCUCUUCUUUCUAAAUGCUGACAGCAGAAAUAGCAAACUCUUGCCAUACCACCUCUCAGGCCAAGUUUGGUGUUGAAGUGACAUCAUAUCAAGCCUAUGCCAUUCUCUUUAGCACCCAGACACCCAUUUCUGACCCUUCUUCCUCUCCAGCAAAAUUCCUGCAAAAAGGCAGAAGUGUCUCCUCACACCAUUCCUCAGCUGCCAUUUGAUGGAAGGACAAUGUGGGACACGAGUGUUGGAGAUCUGGGAUGUGGCAGGGUGCCCCUGUGUGACAUGGGAGUCCCUGUGCACUCUGCCAGGUCUCACAGCAGGCUCCUCUUCUGCUUGUUUCUCAUCAAGCACCCUCGACUCACUCUGCACUGCCCCAGCCUCUCCCCUCCCAGGGCGGGAGUGGAGAAGGCUCCCUUUAGAGGAAGGAUGGGAUGGCUCUUGCUCAAGGACUGAGAGAGGUGAGGGAAGGGCCCUCACAUCCUUCUUUUCCCCCUAUUGAAAAUUGGUUUUGCCCCUCCAAGUCAUUUAGGAAAAUUUGGACACAGCUGGCUGCAAUCGUGCAUCCGUGGCCAGUGGGGUGGUGAAGAGGAAAGCUUUCAGCAUUGCUCUGCUCUCCCCACAGGACCCACUGGUCACCAGAUACCACUGCAUUCCCCGUUCUCCACCCCAGCACAAAGAACCACUGCCGGGUCCAAGCACACCCUCCUCCACCCAAAACUUCCACAGAGCAUGUCCCCAUGCCUCCCACUCCCACCGUUGUACAGAGAUCAAGAGCAGAACUCGUUUGUACAUAAUGAAACUUAUUUUGUAUUAUUGCCGAUCCCUUAAGAUAUUGUAUUUUGGAGACUCUCAGAUCCUAUUUUCAGUAUUGUAUUUUAUUAAGAAUUAGUGCGGGCUUGGCAUCUAUGAACUUCUUGUAGCAGCUCACUUUCCACUUAUACUCCAGCAGCUGCUUCUUCUCUCUUAGUUUUUUUUGUGUUUUUUGUACUGUUUUGUUUUCUUUUCAAGCCACCCUUUCUCCUCCUUCUAUCACUUGCUCUGCAUUUGCUUUA